Molecule: messenger RNA, 2083 nt
Organism: Lingula anatina
Lineage: Eukaryota; Metazoa; Brachiopoda; Lingulata; Lingulida; Lingulidae
Source: RefSeq, a predicted model, not a curated record
UGGAUCUUUUACCAUGGCUACAGGCCUGUAUUUGAUGGUCCAAGCACCAAGGACAAGGGAUGUACAACCAGUUGUAGCUGUGGGCUAGCUAACUGACUUCUGAGCAAGAACUUCGAGUAAAGGUCAUCCUAUUGGAAAACAACAUCCCGAGACAGCCAGGACAGCAGAAAACAAAUAAGCGAACCAGAGCAGCUAUAUCAAAGGUUACACGCCAAUAGACAGUUUCCUUGGAGGUUGUGUGCAUGACUGAUACACGUGCUUCAAUGUGACGUCACAUCAACAUCAUGACGUCAUACUGAUCAGCGCAGCAAGUCAUUGACACACAUGGGGAAACGAUAAAAUAAAACAUGCAAUACUGCCUCAUAACUCAGAAAGUUUUAAGCAAAACUAUUAUAAGUUGAUCUUAAAUUCAAGGAACUGAUAAAGAUCGACAAAUAUUAGUACACAUGUAUAUCACUCACCGUCAUUCAUGGAUUCGUUACCAAUUGUCUAAAUAUAUUACGCACACUCAGAAACCGAGCUUGUGAAUAACCCAAUAUUUCGUCAAACGAUAAACGAUGAUUUGAUUAAAAAUGGCGUCACAAAAAGAUACCAUCAUGGUACCAACGGAGAUUGAGAUUGGCAGAUAUUUCACUUAUCGUUAAUUACAAAGUGUUUCAAUAUAUUAAAAACUAAAAUUAUGAAUUUCUUGCAAAUGUUCUAUUAUUUCGUCUAACACUAAUCCAGAGCUUCAUGAAAAUGGUGUCUUUGAAGGAAGGCAUUGUGGUUACCAUGGUGAUCUGUACAAUGCUCACAGCAUCGACUUUCAUCAUUUGGUAUGACAUGGACGCUAUAGCUACGAACAUUGCUCGACUGAAAAAAUAUAUAUCUGUGCCUGACGAAUCCAGAUGUAGUGCAAGAAGUUCCACUACAGGAGGGAAUAACACGAAAACAAACCAAACAUCAAUCGGUAUAGGCUGUGCUAUCAGCACCAAAGGAUUUAAUCCAUCGUCAGUUUUGUCCACACAUCCAAUUUUUACAACGCUGAUGCUAAGUUUCUGUGAGACAGCUUCUCCGGGUUACUCCUAUAAUAUCUACAUUAGCUACGAUUACACGGAUGCUUUCUUCAAAGAUCAAAAUUCGCGAGAUAGUUUUAAAGGUAAAAUUUUCGAUAUGGCCAAAAAGCAUUGUACAUCAUCUUUACUUAUGUGCGUGCAUUUUGUUCGUUGUCCAUUCGAAGGUGCUCCAGCCCAUGCUCAGAAUUAUGCAAUGAUAGCGGCGUACAAUGACUCGAUGGACUACCUUUACAGAAUUAAUGACGACACAAAAAUGGUGUCAAAGUCAUGGACCGAAACAUUCAUCGCUGAACUCUCCAAGUUUAAUCCACCAAAUGUUGGCGUUGUCGGACCAAAUCACCAAGGAGGAAACACAGAUAUUUUGACGUACGAUUUCGUUCACAGGACACAUAUCGAUAUAUUUGGGUUUCAUUACCCUGCUGCUUUUCCCGGCUGGUUUGCCGAUGAUUGGAUAACAGAGGUUUAUAAACCCAGUAGAACUAAAAAAAUUGAUAACAUAAAGGUUAUACACACAAUGGCAGUGGGCACCCGAUAUAAUGUGAGAGUAGAUUUGAAAACAAAAUUAAAAAGUCAGGUGGAACACGACAAAGAGACAUUGAACUCAUGGUUAAAGAAGCAAGGUAAAAAUCCAUAGAGUCUCAGUAGAAUUCCUAUAGUGUCCAUUCGAAGGUGCUCCAGCCCAUUACCUUCGUCUAUUAGAGUCCCAUAGAGACCUAUACUCGGUACGACGUCCUUUAGGACAUUUUUGUAAGAGUUGUAAAGGGCCCACGUUUUCUGUAUGGUGACUUGCAGGAGAAUGUGGGUCCCUGGAGUCCAAUCCUAUACUACAACUCGCACUGUAGACGAAGAUAAUGUACACUUAUUGACCAGUUGGAGUUUAUUGUGCUGUCUGUUUGUCAGUUCACGCUCUGCAAAUAGAUAUCUCACGAAUUGCAGUGAGGAUUUUCUUAAGACCCCAUUUUCAGAGAUUAGAUCGAUCUACUUUAGAUCGACCUAACUCCCUGGGGGUUCACGCUAAAUAGCUGUCA